Molecule: messenger RNA, 2151 nt
Organism: Choloepus didactylus (southern two-toed sloth)
Lineage: Eukaryota; Metazoa; Chordata; Mammalia; Pilosa; Megalonychidae
Gene: CCL22
Product: C-C motif chemokine ligand 22
Exons: 3
Coding region: 198-479 (93 amino acids)
Biological process (GO): G protein-coupled receptor signaling pathway; chemokine-mediated signaling pathway; neutrophil chemotaxis
Cellular component (GO): extracellular region
Molecular function (GO): chemokine activity; CCR chemokine receptor binding
Source: RefSeq, a predicted model, not a curated record
GUGGUUCCCGGCCACAGAGAAUUUCCUCCAGUUUGGAGGAAGCGGGAGUUGUUCUUUCACAAUCUGAAUGUCAGAGAUUCUGGGCUCCCCGAUGACUAAGAGUGUCUAAGACUUGUGGGUUGUAGCAAGCGCUUAAAUACCAGACCCUCCUGUCCCUGGUGAUUCCAGACACCUGGGCUGGGCCACGGGAAAGGAGCAUGGCCAGCCUACAGACUCCUCUCCUGGCUGCUCUCAUCCUCCUUGCAAUAAUGCUUCAAGCCACCGAGGCAGGUCCCUAUGGCGCCAAUGUGGAGGACAGUGUGUGCUGCCGGGACUAUAUCCACCACCCGCUGCCACUGCGAGCGGUGAAAGAUUUCUACUGGACCUCGGACUCCUGCCGGCGACCUGGCGUGGUCCUGCUAACCCUCAGGAACAUGGAGAUCUGUGCAGACCCCAGGCUGCCCUGGGUGAAGAAGGCUAUCCAGAAGCUAAAGAAGUGAGGGGAAACCUUGCCCCGAAGACCAUGGUCUCGGCUCCUCCAGGAAGACUCAUGGCACCCAAGUUUCCUGCCAUUAUCGCCACAACCCAGCACCCAAGCCCGUGCCAAGGUCUCUCUCUGCAUUCUCUGAUCCCCGUCCUUGCGGCCGCCACCUUCAGUCAGGCUCCACACUGUCCCUCCCACCUCCCCUCGGACCCGUCCAACCCGUCCUAUGCCCCACAGCAGCUAGAAGGUCCACAGUCCUGCUCAGUCUUUUCCCUGCUCAAAAUCCUUCUGUGGCUCCCCAGUGCCCCAGGCUUGGGUCAGAGCUCCUGAGCCUGGCACCCCAGCGCUCUGGAUCAGGGUGCUCCCCUGUCUCCAGACUUGACCCCUAUUCCCUUCAUGAAUGUUGGGCUCCAGCUACCUAUUCUCCAGACACAUGCUAUGCAUUCUGCCUGGGGGCCUUUGCCUAGGCUGUGCCUGACGCUCAGAAUGCCUUUCCCACCACAUCCACAUGACCAUCCCAACCAGCCCUCCAAGGGAUUGCCCAGACCAAACAGCCAGCAAUCAACUUUCUCUUUUUAGACUUCCCCUGGCCCUCUUUCUCCUCUUAAUAGCCCUGAUCACAAUCUGCCCAGAAUCCUCAGGAUUUGGGAACUUGUUCUCCAGCUCCAUUGGCUGGACCAAGGUCCACGUCUGAGUUACUCUCAUUUCCCGGCCUCCAGCACAGGGCCUGGCUCAGAAUCGGGGCUUAGCAAAUGACUGCAGAAUGAAUCAAUAAAAGUAAUGUCCCUCCCUUGUCCCCCAGAAAGGCAGUCAGUCAUCAAUGCCGAGACUUAAGGUCACGGAGAGAGGGGCCAGCUGGAUCAAUUGUGAAGCCCCAAAUUUGCCUGAUUCACCUUUCUUCCCCAUUUGACCUACUUGUUAGGCUUUUUCACCCUUCUUGCUUCCCUUAGGCUUUUACUGCUCCCCCAACCUCCAACACCCAGGCCCACUCCCUUCAGGGUACUCCACAUUCCACUUUCCUUUCCUCCUUCCCCAAAUAGCUGAUAAACAAAUUUAUGCUAUGGUGUGAAUGACUACCCCUGGCUUGGUGUUAUGAGCUCUAGUAUAUUUGUAUAGGAAUAGAGGGCAAAUGCUUAAGAGGCCAAAUGAAUGAAUGGAUGACUUUUAGGAACUGUGUGGGAAGGGGACAGGGCAGAGCUUUCCUGGCCUUGAGAGGCAGCUGGCUUUGAAUGUAGCAGCUGUGUGUGAGUGUCUGAUGGGCAGAUGCGUGAAGGAGCCCAGGUGGAGAUUGUUCAAGCUAAGGUUUAUCUGUGUCUCCCUGGGACACAGGCGCAGGGUCUCCAGAUAAAGGAAAUAAGCUUUACGUGUGCUUCUCCCUUCUGAGGGAGUCUGAUGCAGCUCAGCAUGGUGAUCACAGCUGUGUGACACUGAGAAGACCAUUUAACCUCUCUGAGCCUCACCUAACAAAUGAUGGUGAGAAUACCCACCUUAUAGGUUGCUAUGGGGUUCAGACCCAAGACACAGGGAAUGAUGCUUUGCCAACAAUAGCUCAGUGUCUUCCAGGGUCCAUGUCCCCCCAGGAACCCCACUGGCCAUAAUUAGAGCCCUCAGAUGUCUGGGAUCCCUUUCUCCUCCAGGGCUUCUGUCCUGCCCUUGCCACUCAGGCCUUCUGGAAAAUAAAUUCUCUA